This is a messenger RNA of Carlito syrichta (Philippine tarsier), 4067 nucleotides long. It is a transcript of the gene CFAP57, whose product is annotated as cilia and flagella associated protein 57. Gene Ontology annotation, molecular function: protein binding. Lineage: Eukaryota; Metazoa; Chordata; Mammalia; Primates; Tarsiidae. The coding region runs from base 150 to 3899 and encodes 1249 amino acids. The record is from RefSeq and is a predicted model, not a curated record. The transcript is spliced from 23 exons.
ACUUCCGGUUUUCCGUUGCUAUAGGAACUGUUCCAGCCUUUGAAAGUGUCCGGGUUGUCUGGGAUCAGCCGGGAUAGUACCUCUGGAUACGUGCGUGGUUUGGUGACUCAAAGAGAAGAAGUGAAAGCAAAAUUCUUUGACAGGAGACCAUGUCGACCGUGGUGGCUCAGUCGCUGCAUGUUUUUGGUCUUCGAUCCCACGUGGCAAACAAUGUCUUCUUCUUCGAUGAACAGAUCAUUAUAUUUCCUGCAGGAAAUCACUGUGUGAAAUACAAUGUGGAUCAGAAAUGGCAAAAAUUCAUUCCAGGCUCAGACAAGAGUCAGGGCAUGUUGGCCUUGUCCAUCAGUCCCAAUCGGCGAUACCUUGCUAUCUCCGAGACUGUGCAAGAAAAACCCGUCAUCACCAUUUAUGAAUUGUCAUCCAUCCCUUGCCGGAAGCGCAAAAUCCUCAAUAAUUUUGACUUCUCAGUUCAGAAAUUUAUUAGCAUGGCUUUUUCUCCAGACUCCAAAUAUCUAUUGGCUCAGACAUCACCUCCAGAGUCAAAUCUGGUCUAUUGGCUAUGGGAGAAACAGAAAGUAAUGGCCAUUGUUAGAACCGACACUCAGAGCAACCCUGUCUACCAGGUGAGCUUCAAUCCCCAGGAUAACACUCAGGUUUGUGUCACUGGAAGAGGGAUGUUUAAACUUCUCCGUUUUACUGAGGGAACCCUGAAGCAAACCAAUUUCCAGAGAGGAGAACUCCAAAAUUAUCUAGCUCACACAUGGGUGACUGAUGACAAGAUUAUCGUUGGCACUGACACAGGCAGGCUCUUCCUCUUUGAAUCUGGAGAUCAACGCUGGGAAACAAGUAUAAUGGUCAAGCCCACCAACGACUCAAAGAGCCUGGAGAUCAUCCAGGAAUCAGAGAGCCUAAUUGAAUUCCCAACAGCCACUUCCCCAGAUCCUUCCUAUAAACAGCUUGUGAUGACCAGUAGCCAGAGCCAAGUGGCCAUGCCCCAGGUGUUUGCCAUUGCCGCCUAUUCAAAGGGAUUUGCCUGUUCUGCUGGGCCAGGGAGAGUACUGCUGUUUGAGAAGAUUGAAGACAAGGAUUUUUACCGUGAGAGCAGGGAAAUCUGGAUUCCUGUGGACCCACAGAGCAAUGAUCCGAGUCAGUCUGACAAACAAGACAUUCUCUGCAUGUGCUUCAGCCCUUCAGAGGAAACCUUGAUUGCCAGCACCAGUAAGAACCAACUAUACAGCAUUACCAUGUCUCUCACAGAGAUCAGCAAAGGGGAGCCUGCUCACUUUGAGUAUCUGAUGUACCCAUUACAUUCAGCACCCAUCACUGGUCUAGCCACCUGCAUCCGCAAACCCCUCAUUGCCACCUGUUCUCUGGAUCGAUCUGUUCGCAUCUGGAAUUAUGAAUCAAACACUCUGGAACUAUUUAAGGAAUACCAGGAAGAGGCAUAUACAGUCAGCCUUCACCCAUCUGGACACUUCAUUGUAGUAGGGUUUGCAGACAAACUACGCCUCAUGAAUCUACUCAUUGAUGAUAUACGUUCUUUCAAAGAAUACUCCGUCAGAGGAUGCAGAGAGUGUUCUUUUAGCAAUGGAGGUCACCUGUUUGCUGCAAUCAAUGGAAACGUGAUUCACAUUUAUACCACCACGAAUCUAGAGAACAUCUCAAACCUGAAAGGACACACGGGAAAGAUUCGUUCAAUUGUGUGGAAUGCAGAUGACAGCAAACUGAUUUCUUGUGGCACAGAUGGUGCUGUAUAUGAAUGGAAUCUGUCCACAGGAAAGAGAGAGACAGAAUGUGUGCUCAAGUCCUGCAGCUACAAUUGUGUUACCAUCUCCCCUGAUGCCAAAAUUAUCUUUGCUGUUGGAUCAGACAAAACUAUCAAGGAGAUUGCAGAUUCUUCAGUCCUUCGAGAGAUGUCAGCAUUCGAAGUUGUCUACACAGCCAUUGUCAUGUCGCACUCUGGGCGCAUGAUGUUUGUGGGCACCUCAGUGGGAACCAUUCGUGCAAUGAAGUACCCUCUGCCUUUGCAGAAAGAAUUCAAUGAGUACCAGGCCCAUGCUGGUCCCAUCACCAAGAUGUUGCUAACCUUUGAUGACCAAUUCCUGCUGACUGCUGCUGCUGAUGGUUGCCUGUUCACCUGGAGGGUCUUUGAUAAGGACGGCCGUGGAAUCAAGCGAGAGAGGGAAGUGGGCUUUGCCGAAGAGGUGCUUGUGACUAAAACAGACAUGGAAGAGAAGGCUCAAGUUAUGUUAGAGCUCAAGACUCGUGUGGAAGAAUUAAAAAUGGAGAAUGAGUAUCAACUUCGACUAAAGGAUAUGAACUAUUCUGAGAAGAUUAAGGAGCUAACGGACAAGUUCAUCCAGGAAAUGGAGUCCUUGAAGACAAAAAACCAGGUCUUAAGAACAGAAAAAGAGAAGCAGGAUAUAUUUCACCGUGAGCGCAUAGAAGACCUUCUAGACAAACAAAGCCGGGAACUGCAAGACCUAGAAUGCUGCAACAACCAAAAGUUGCUUCUAGAAUAUGAAAAGUAUCAGGAGUUACAGCUCAAGUCCCAGAGGAUGCAGGAAGAGUAUGAAAAACAGCUUCGGGAUAAUGAUGAGACCAAAAGCCAGGCCCUGGAGGAGCUGACUGAGUUUUAUGAGGCCAAACUGCAGGAGAAAACCACCCUUCUGAAAGAGGCCCAGGAAGACGUCAGGCAGCAGCUGCGGGAGUUUGAAGAGACCAAGAAGCAGAUUGAAGAAGAUGAAGACCGAGAAAUCCAAGACAUCAAAACCAAGUAUGAGAAAAAGCUUCGGGAUGAGAAGGAAUCAAACCUGCGUCUCAAAGGAGAAACAGGCAUCAUGAGGAAGAAGUUCAGCAGCCUGCAGAAGGAGAUUGAAGAGCGAACCAAUGACAUUGAGGUCCUGAAGGGAGAGCAGGUGAAGCUGCAAGGAGUCAUCAGGUCUCUGGAGAAAGAUACCCAAGGCCUCAAGCGAGAGAUCCAGGAAAGAGAUGAGACUAUUCAAGAUAAGGAGAAGCGAAUUUAUGAUCUGAAAAAGAAAAACCAAGAACUGGAGAAAUUCAAGUUUGUGCUUGACUACAAAAUAAAGGAGCUGAAGAAGCAAAUAGAACCUAGAGAGAAUGAGAUCAAGGUGAUGAAGGAACAGAUUCAGGAGAUGGAAGCUGAACUGGAGCGUUUCCAUAAGCAGAACACUCAACUGGAGCUGAACAUCACGGAAUUGUGGCAAAAAUUAAAAGCCACUGAUCAGGAGAUGCGCAGGGAGAGACAGAAGGAGCGGGACUUGGAGGCGCUGGUCAAAUGGUUUAAAACAGACCUCCACAACUGCGUGGCAUAUAUCCAGGAGCCACGGCUGCUGAAGGAGAGGGUCCGAGGUCUCUUUGAGAAGUACGUGCAGCGGGCGGACAUGGUGGAGAUCACAGGACUGAACACGGACCUGCAGCAGGAGUAUGCCCGUCAGCGGGAGCAUCUGGAGAGGAACCUGGCCACUCUCAAGAAGAAGGUGGUCAAGGAAGGCGAGCUGCACCGCACUGACUAUGUUCGCAUCAUGCAGGAAAAUGUCUCUCUGAUCAAGGAAAUUAAUGAGCUCCGCAGGGAGCUGAAAUUCACCCGCUCCCAAGUCUAUGACCUUGAAGCAGCUCUGAAGCUGACCAAAAAAAUACGACCACAAGAUGUUCCAGAGACAGUGCCCGGCAGGGACAUGCUCAGCAUCGCUCCCCCCACAAGACUGAACGAGCAGGAAGAAACUGGAAGAAUCAUUGAAAUGCAACGCCUCGAAAUCCAGCGCCUCAGAGACCAGAUCCAAGAGCAAGAGCAGGUCCCAGGGUUUCACACCCUUGCUGGAGUUCGGCUUCCUUCCCUCAUCGACUCAGAGUUGGACCUGGAGGUGCAGAGCCCGUGACCCCCUCUGGUGAGCCAUCUCCAGCCACAGCCAGAAGUACCACAUGUCUGUCUCCAGGCCACACUCACAGCCGGAGUCCCUUCAGUCCCUGCAGCACUGACCCCACCAACCUCUUUAUCUUGCCCUGGGGAAGUUGGGUCAUAAUCAGAAUAAAGGUGUUUGCCCACA